Lingula anatina is the source of this 3253-nucleotide messenger RNA. Its product is annotated as triacylglycerol hydrolase DDHD2. NCBI's taxonomy places the organism in Eukaryota, Metazoa, Brachiopoda, Lingulata, Lingulida, Lingulidae. The record is from RefSeq and is a predicted model, not a curated record. Gene Ontology annotation, molecular function: protein binding; glycerophospholipase activity; metal ion binding. Gene Ontology annotation, cellular component: COPII-coated ER to Golgi transport vesicle; cytoplasm.
UUCUGGUAUCAAUUAUCACCGUCAAGGCAGAGAAUUACGUUAUGCCCAAAUACCAGACUUGGUGGCCUCUCCUGUAGGUGUAGGGGGGCAUGGACCACCACCUGGAAUGCCCCCUUCUGGUCCACCUCCUCCACUUUCAUCCUCCAUGGGACAGCCAUCAAAUAUAUUCACACCACAAGGCCAGGCUCCAAGUACUCAGCCUCAUUUCCAUAGCGACAGCCAAAAUGUGAACCUCCAGCCACAUCUAGCGGGGCAUCAUGGCCAGCUACCAACUUCAUCUUCAGUCUUCCAGCCUGUCAGGUCUCAUUGGUUCUACAGCAAACAUGUGGAAGGCAAGGAACUAUGGAAGCCAUUUUCAUACAAAGAUGCUGCACGCUUAGAGGAUGCGCUGCAUAGAAGAGCCACUGCCUCAGGUUCAGAAAUCAUAGUGCCAACACAGGGAGGAAGGUAUGAUGUGGAUGUUAUCAAACGACAACAAUUUGCUGUAUAUUGGGAUGAAGAACCCUCGUCAGUAACAAGAAGUUCUUGGUUCUACAAGCCCGAAGGUGCUGCCAGGUUCCUGCCAUAUGAUGAACAGUUUUGUGCCAGGUUGGAGGAAGAAUACCAGGCAGCUGUGAUGAACAAUGUGUGGCCCAGGAAGCUUCAAAUUGAUGAAGGAACAAUUGUCAUGCACAGCCCAUACACAAUUGAACACUAUUCUACAAAUUCUAUCCCAGAUGAAUAUGGAACUAUUCCUCUGCAUUCAAGAGCAAGAUGUGUUAUAAGAGGCACACAGGACUUUGAAGAUAUCGAAGAAGGUGAACCAGACCAGAUAGACCACCUGGUGUUUGUUGUCCAUGGCAUCGGACCUGUGUGUGAUCUAAGGUUUCGAGACAUAAGGGAAUGUUUGGAUGAUUUUCGGUCUGUAUCACUGUCCCUGAUGCAGUCUCACUUCAAGCAGUAUCUGGAGCGAGGACAAGCAGGACGUGUAGAGUACCUGCCCGUACAUUGGCAUAAAGCUUUACAUGGAGAGGCAACAGGGGUUGACAGGAAACUAAGAGAGAUCACAUUAAAGAGUAUUCCAAAGCUCAGACAUUUUACUAAUGACACGCUUCUAGAUUUAUUAUUCUACACAUCUCCAGUAUACUGUCAGCAAAUUGCAGACACAGUAUCUGGUGAAAUGAAUAGAUUACAUGAGCUGUUUUUGCAAAGGCAACCAAACUUCAAAGGCAAUGUGUCAGUGAUGGGCCACAGUUUAGGUUCCCAGAUAUUGUUUGACUUAUUGUUACACCAGAAGGAUAGUGAAGGUAAAGCACUUCCAGCAGUGUCACAAGAACAAGGGCAACUUACCUUUGAAAGAGAGGUAUCUCCAUUGUCAGAAGAAUCUCAUGUGGAAGAUGCAGAUGAGGAAGAAGAAGAAAGUCUUGAGGCUUUGCUAGAGAAGCUAGGGCUGUCCAGUUUCUUGGAGACAUUCAAUAAAGAACAGAUAGACCUUGAUUCUCUGACUGAGAUUGAAGAGUCUGACAUCAAAGAGAUGGGUCUACCAAUGGGUCCAAGGAAAAAACUUCAAAAAUACAUAAGAAAUAAAAAAGAGAAAGAGAAGAAAAAACAAGAAACAGCAGCAAGUAAAUCAAAACGAGAAGCUGCUCAAAAGAUAAUAGAAGAACAGAAGCAAGCAGCUAGUGAAGCUACAUGUAAACUGAAUAGCAAUGGACAGGGGAUUACGCAGGAGCAUCCACUUUUGAAGCAAGCAUCCAGCACUAGUAUAUCAUAUGUGACUGGUCUAGCAGGUACGGGUCAGCCUUGUGUCAGCUACCCACAGCUACAGUUUGAAAUGGCCAACUUCUUUGCAUUAGGGUCACCUAUUGCUAUGUUCAUGACUGUGAGAGGAGUAGGAUCUAUAGGGGAGGAGUACAAGCUACCAACCUGUCCAGGAUUUUUCAAUAUUUUUCAUCCAUUUGAUCCUGUGGCCUAUAGAAUAGAGCCUUUGAUCAACCCUAACUAUACCAUGAAACCAGUGUUGAUGCCACAUCAUAAAGGAAGGAAAAGAUUGCACUUGGAGCUUAAGGAAAGUUUGAGUAGAUAUGGUGCAGAUCUCAAGCAGAAGAUAGUUCAGUCUCUGAAGGGCACAUGGAAUAUGAUUAAUGACUUUGCUAGAGCUCACAGGUCCACACCAGAGGAAAUAGUAAAUAGUGAGGUAGAUAGUGUAAUAAGUGACUUGGCCAAGCAACAGGAGGAAACUGAACAGGCCUCUGUGGCUUCAGAAGAGGAAAUUAUUGUAGGUAGUAUGAACCAAGGAAGAAGGAUAGACUAUGUGCUGCAAGAAAAACCUAUUGAAAGUUUCAAUGAUUACUUGUUUGCCCUUGGAAGCCAUGCCUGUUACUGGGAAUCAGAAGACACUGCACUGAUGAUCCUUAAAGAAAUAUAUCUGCCAUUGGGAAUGACACCAGUUAUGCCAGGAUCUGACCUCACAGCCAACAGAUUUCCACGGCCUCCCAGUCAACAGUCAUUAGGACCUUCUCCAACAAUGCUUGGUGCUCCUCCCAGAGGCCCCCCCAUGGGUCCACCAUCAGGUCCUCCCCCUGGACACCCAUCAGGCGCUAUGUCUGGACCAGCAGGUUAUUCAGCUGGGCCUCUGCCAGGCAAUUAUGCAGCAGUAUCCAGAGGAUCACCACCUCCACCUUACACAGCUCAGCAGGCUCCAGCAGCAGCCCCACCAUCAGGGCCUCCUCCACUUCAAGGAUUUGUAAGAAGGUGAAAUGUGAAGGACUUGAGGUUUUUUUCAGUCUGGAUUUUUUUGGGCUGUUACUUUUCUUUUUGAAAAAAUGUCGUCUUUCAUUUUACAUUAAAAGCAAGUUGUGAAUAUAGAUAGUUCAGUAGAAAAAUGUUAAGGACGAAAAGAUGACAGGUUCGGAAAUUCAGUAUUUUAUUUAUUUUUGGCAAAUGCAUCACAAAUACACACACACAGCUACUUCUUGGCCAGCUUCAUGGCAACCAGUCAGAAUUAUAUUGAAGAGAUCUCCAAUGAAUUGCUUUAAGUUAAUUAAAGAAAUCUAUCAUGAAACUGCAUGUCAAUGUACCCAUUGUAACUGAAUUAUGUAUAUCUACCAAACAUGAUAUAUUAAGUAUCAUAGUUCUUAACACUCAACAUAAUGAAAAUUACCAUUUAAAGGAACUGCAGGCUUAGCCAAAAAUGUGAAAAUAUGUUUAUACAUAUUAGGUUCAAGAGAGACAUUGUUAUAUCCAUUGGGUUAAAUGAUAUCACUAACAUAUU